UCUUUGAAAUGUUUUAAAAUGGCGUUUUCCUGUGGUUAAAGUAAAGGAAACAAAAUGGAAGAAAACUUCCCGAGAGGUGGUAGCUCUAAAAGAGUUAAAAAAGACUCUGCACCUGUUAAAGUAGAUGAUGAAGACCUUUUCCAUUCAGAAGAAUCUGCAACACCAAAUAAGAAACGAAAGAAAGAAUUUGGAAAGGAAAAUGUUGCUAAGAAAGUGAAAGUGACCCCUAAGAAUGAUAUAUCUGAGAAAAUUGUAGAAAGAACAUGUGCCUUGAAGAAAAAUAUGGUGAGCAAUGGGAUGCUGUUGAUGGGGAGUGUGACUAAAGUAGAAGACUAUUCCUUGUGUGUGGGACUUCCCAAUGGCUUGUCGGGCUCUGUCCAAAUCACUCACAUCUCUGAUGCUUACACACAGCUUCUCCAAAAACUGACAGAGGCCUCUUCUAGUGAAUCUGCAAAUGCGCUGGAUGUCCCCAGUCUUCACGAAAUGUUCCGUGUUGGUCAGUUACUGCCGUGCAGGGUGUUUGAGACGUCCGCUUUUAAGAAAAAGCAUAAUUUCAAACUGACCAUCAAUCCAAGGGAGAUCAAUGAGGGUAUGGUGGCCAGUCACAUCAAGAAUGGUAUGGUACUGAAUGGCUGUAUACAGAGUCUGGAAGAUCAUGGUUAUGUGGUGGAUAUUGGUAUCAGUGGAACCCGAGCCUUUCUUAACCACUCAGAUGCUGAGAAGUUCAACAAUGGUGAAUCUCUCCAUGUUGGUGAAGCGGUUCGCUGCUUAGUGACCACUGAAGGUGAUGGGUCGGAGGAUGUUGGAGAGAGUCUACGAGUAGUCAAGGUCUCUAUAGACCCCAAAAAAGUGUCCAAAUCACAGCUGGGAAGCUCAGUGAGACUACCAUUAACAUGGAACACUAAGUUUUCCCUUUCGCUCUACCUCCCGGGUUUUGCUUUCCGGGUUGCACGGAAAAUCUUUGGGCCCUCACUCCAGCGUGGGUAUCCUUACGAAUGCAACUGUGCCCAAAGUGGACUCAUGUUGGAGUUUUUUUUUCCUGGCGAUGGCAAAAAGCUUUCUGUGAUGUACUGUAAACAGAUCCACGAAAAGGGUGUCCGUGAAAUCACCAAUGCUGCUGGCUUCAUCCCAAAUCUCCCUUGCUGA
Molecule: messenger RNA, 1146 nt
Organism: Pecten maximus
Lineage: Eukaryota; Metazoa; Mollusca; Bivalvia; Pectinida; Pectinidae
Product: protein RRP5 homolog
Exons: 10
Coding region: 55-1146 (363 amino acids)
Biological process (GO): rRNA processing
Cellular component (GO): small-subunit processome; nucleolus
Molecular function (GO): RNA binding
Source: RefSeq, a predicted model, not a curated record